Messenger RNA from Antechinus flavipes (yellow-footed antechinus), 8320 nucleotides. RefSeq lists its product as uncharacterized. The record is from RefSeq and is a predicted model, not a curated record. NCBI's taxonomy places the organism in Eukaryota, Metazoa, Chordata, Mammalia, Dasyuromorphia, Dasyuridae. The transcript has 5 exons. The coding region runs from base 28 to 7659 and encodes 2543 amino acids.
GACUGAAAGGAGGGAUGGGGUGGGGUGAUGGAGCCGAUCCUGGGGCCUGGCCCCCCGCUGCCACCACCUUUCAGCCUUCUUCUAUUACUUGGUCUCCUUGUCAUAGGGAUCUGGUCAUUGCUGCCUGGGCAUCAAAGGGGGGAGCUGUUGUCAGCCAAGAUCAGCAAGACUUUACGGCAGCAAAAAGUACCAGAGAGCCAAAAAGUCACAAAAGUUCCACCUCCACAUUGGGAGGACAAUCUCCAGAUGGAAUGUACAGGUUCUGACCUGGCCUGUUUUUCAGGGCUCCCUGUGGGCUGGGCCCAGAAUUAUACUCUCUGGUCAAUGGAUAGGAGCCUCCAGAAUAUUUUUCAGCACCUGGACAUUGCAAGAUCCAGUCUCAUGAACUUGUCCACAUCUUCUCAAGUGACCUCAACUCCUUCCUCCAGCUCCUCUACUACUGGGCCUCGGGACUUACAAACCCUGACAUGCUAUGAGUGCCACAGCCCAGAGUUUUCUAGAGUCCAGAGUUCUUCUCUUCACACCAAUCUCAGUGCAACUCAAUCCCUUGCCUAUAUUUUUAGAGAAAGCCUAGAACAUAGGAGCCACAGUCUACCUAACCCCUCCAAAAAUUAUUCUGGACAAGCACGGAUACAGUCCCUGCCUCCAUUUCUGCUUUCUCAAGAUAAAAAAGAUACCACAGAGAAUAUGUCUUUGGACAACUCUGCCUACAACUCCCCUGAUGAACAAGGGCUUUGUGAGACUCAAGCAGUAGAGGACAAGAAUGAUAGCUGGGUCCCCAAGGAGAUCAGGAAUUCCUUGGACCUCCAUAUAAGGAAAAAGCUUGCCCAACGUUUGGCCCCUCCUCCAAUUUUCAGAACCAUAAAACUCUCUAUCAGCCCAUAUCCUUUGGCCUCUAGUCCCAUGAGAGACAAAAAGACAACAAAAAAGAAGGGAGGAAAUAGAGUUCUUAAAGUUUCAAAUUCUCCAUCUUCAAAUCUUCGUGGAAGACCCCGGCUCCCAUGCUGGGCUCCAAUUAAACUUUCAAGAUCUGCCAGGUGGGUGCUGGAGGGACACAUGGCCUGGAAAGUAUGUACACUGAGGGCCCAAAGAAUACCUGCAGCUGUGAAGCAGUCAUGGGCAAUUCUGAACUGUGUCAUUAAAGUACAGAAUGAAGACCAUAAACCUGGAAACUCUAAAAUUCCGGUACCUAUGUACUUACUUAAGAACACUGUACAGGAUAACAAAAAACCUCCAGAAGUUUUAUACCCUCUACUUCCCACGGAUGUGGAAAAUGACCACACAAGACCAACAACUCCAAAAUUAUUCAAAGCAGACAGUCAGCCCCAGACAACACCCCCACCUGAUACACAGGAUACCUCUUGCUCAGAAGUGGUGGUUAUCCCAGGGGAAGCCACCUUUCUGCCGGAGGAUGUAAAAAAGAGAUUGGAACUUUGUAUCAAAAAGAAGGUCAACAGCCUUCUGAAGAAGGCCACAAGACAACAAAAGGACACUGUAAAAAAGGAUGAAGAAUUGAGCAUCAGGUUAAAAUUUCAAGCUGUAGAUACUAUGAAACUGCUUCAAACUGUGGAAUCUGUGUCAUUGGGUCCAGGGCCCCAAGUCAGUGAUUUUAAAGGACUGGUUCCAGAGUCGUCUGAUCAAGUUAUAGAUUUUUGGAAGCUGAACUCAGGGCCACAGGUUCAAGAGUUCCAGAUUCAAGAGACAAAUGAUGUGGAGCUAACUCCAGUGGUACAGAAGCAAAAUGUAGAUUUUUUGAAGAUCAAAGAUUCAAGUUCAGAGGUUCAAGAUAUGGAUUCUGUAACAACUUCAGUGCCAGAGAAAUAUGAUGCAGAUUCUAUGGAGUUGACCCCAGGAUCACCAGUUCAAGAUGUGGAUUCCACGGGGUCAAUCCCAGAGCCACAGAUUAAAAAUGUGGAUUCUGGAGGGCUGAUCCCAGGGUCACAGGUCAAACUCACAGAUUCCAAGAAGCUGGUCAAGGGGUCACAGGUCAAACUCACAGAUUCCGAGGGGCUGACUCUGUGGUCACAGGUCAAACUCACAGAUUCUGAGGGGCUGAUUCCUUGGUCACAGGUCAAACUUAAAGAUUCCAAGGAACUGAUCUUGGAGUCACAGGUCAAACUCACAGAUUCCAAGGGUCUGAUCCCAGGGUCACAGGUCAAACUCAUGGAUUCCAAGGGGCUGAUCCCAGGGUCACAGGUCAAACUCAUGGAUUCCAAGGGGCUGAUCCCAGGAUCACAGGUCAAACUCACAGAUUCCAAUGGGCUGAUCUCAGGGUCACAGGCCAGACUCUCAGAUUCUAAGAAGCUGAUCCCAGGGUCACAGGUCAGACUCACAGAUUCCAAGGUGCUGAUUCCAGGGUCACAGGCCAGACUCACAGAUUCCAAGGGGCUGAUCCCAGGGUCACAGGUCAAACUUAGAGAUUCAAAUGGGCUGAUCUCAGGGGUACAGGCCAGACUCACAGAUACCAAGGGACUGAUCCCAGGGUCACAAGUCAAACUCACAGAUUCCAAGGGGCUGAUUCCAUGGUCACAGGUCAAACUCACAGAUUCCAGGGGACCGAUCGCUGAGCCACAGGUCAAACUCACAGAUUCCAAGGAGUUAAUCUCAGGGUCACAAGUUCAAUUCACAGAUACCAAGAGCCUGAUUUCAGGGUCUCAGAUCAAACUCUCAGAUUCCAAGGAGCUGAUUCUAGGGACACAAGUCAUUUUCACAGAUUCCAAGGGGCUGAUCUCAGGGUCACAGGUGAAACUCACUGAUUCUGAGGGGCUAAUCCCAGAGUCACAGGUCAGACUCACAGAUUCCAAUGGGCUGAUCCCGGGGUCACAGGUCAAACUCAUAGAUUCCAAUGGGCUGAUCCCAGGGUCACAGGUCAAACUCAAAGAUUCCAAGGGGCUGAUAUCAUGGUCACAGGUCAAACUCACAGAUUCCAAGGGGCUGAUCGUGGAGUCACAGGUCAAACUCACAGAUUCCAAGGGACUGAUCUCAGGGUCACAAGUCAAACUUACAGAUUCCAAGGGGCUGAUUCUGGGGUCACUGAUUCCAGAAUCACAGGUCAAACUUAAAGAUUCCAAAGGGUUGAUCUCGGGGUCACAAGUCAAACUCUCAGUUUCUAAGGGGCUGACUCCAGAGUCACAGGUCAAACUCACAGAUUCCAAAGGGUUAAUCUCGGGGUCACAAGUCAGACUCUCAGAUUCCAAGGGGUUGAUUCCAGGGUCACAAGUCAAACUCAAAGAGUCAAAGGGGCUGAUUCCAGGGACACAGGUCAAACUCACAGAUUUCAAGGGGUUGAUGGCAGGGUCACAUGUCAAACUUAUAGACUCUGAGGAGUUGAUUCAGGGCUCACAAGUCAAACUCACAGAUUCCAAGGGGGUGAUCCCAGGUUCACAAGUCAAAUUUACAGAUUCCAAGGGGCUGAUUCUGGGGUCACUGAUUCCAGGGUCACAAGUCAAACUCACAGAUUCCAAGGGGCUGAUGCUGGAGUCACAGGUCAAAUUCACAGAUUCUGAAGGGUUGAUUCAGGGCUCACAAGUCAAACUCACAGAUUCCAAGGGGCUGAUGCUGGAGUCACAGGUCAAACUCACAGAUUCUGAGGGGUUAAUUCAGGGCUCACAAGUCAAACUCACAGAUUCUAAGGGGCUGAUCCCAGGUUCACAAGUCAAAUUCACAGAUUCCAAGGGGCUGAUUCCAGGAUCACUGAUUCCAGGGUCACAAGUCAAACUCAUAAAUUCCAAAGGGCUGAUGCUGGAGUCACAAGUCAAACUCACAGAUUCUGAGGGGUUGAUUCAGGUUUCACAAGUCAAACUCACAGAUUCCAAGGGGCUGAUCCCAGGUUCACAAGUCAAAUUCACAGAUUCUGAAGGAUUGAUUCAGGGGUCACAAGUCAAACUCACAGAUUCCAAGGGGCUGAUUCCAGGGUCAUUGAUUUCAGGGUCACAAGUCAAACUCACAAAUUCCAAAGGGCUGAUGCUGGGGUCACAGGUCAAACUCUCAGAUUCUGAAGGAUUAAUUCAGGGGUCACAAGUCAAACUCACAGCUUCCAAGGGGCUGAUCCCAGGUUCACAAAUCAAAUUCACAGAUUCUGAAGGGUUGAUUCAGGGGUCACAAGUCAAACUCACAGAUUCCAAGGGGCUGAUCCCAGAUUCACAAGUCAAAUUCACAGAUUCCAAGAGGCUGAUUCCAGGGUCACUGAUUUCAGGAUCACAAGUUAAACUCACAAAUUCCAAAGGGCUGAUGCUGGAGUCACAGGUCAAACUCACAGAUUCUGAAGGAUUAAUUCAGGGGUCACAAGUCAAACUCACAGAUUCUAAGGGGCUGAUCCCAGGUUCACAAGUCAAAUUCACAGAUUCCAAGGAGUUGAUUCCAGGGUCACUGAUUUCAGGGUCACAAGUCAAACUCACAAAUUCCAAAGGGCUGAUACUGGGGUCACAAGUCAAACUCACAGAUUCUGAGGGGUUGAUUCAGGUUGCACAAGUCAAACUCACAGAUUCCAAGGGGCUGAUCCCAGGUUCACAAGUCAAAUUCACAGAUUCCAAGGGGCUGAUUCCGGGGUCACUGAUUUCAGGGUCACAAGUCAAACUCACAAAUUCCAAAGAGCUGAUACUGGGGUCACAAGUCAAACUCACAGAUUCUGAGGGGUUGAUUCAGGUUGCACAAGUCAAACUCACAGAUUCCAAGGGGCUGAUCCCAGGUUCACAAGUCAAAUUCACAGAUUCCAAGGGGCUGAUUCCGGGGUCACUGAUUUCAGGGUCACAAGUCAAACUUACAAAUUCCAAAGAGCUGAUGCUGGGGUCACAGGUCAAACUCACAGAUUCUGAAGGGUUGAUUCAGGUUGCACAAGUCAAACUCACAGAUUCCAAGGGGCUGAUCCCAGAUUCACAAGUCAAAUUCACAGAUUCUAAGGGGCUGAUUCCAGGGUCACUGAUUUCAAGGUCACAAGUCAAACUCACAAAUUCCAAAGGGCUGAUGCUGGAGUCACAGGUUAAACUCACAGAUUCUGAGGGGUUGAUUCAGGUUUCACAAGUCAAACUCACAGAUUCCAAGGGGCUGAUCUCAGGGUCAGAGGUCAAACUCACAAAUUCUAAAGGACUAAUCCUAAAGCCAAAAGAUCAAGUCAUAGAUUCUGUAGAAUUGACUCCAUGGCCACGUAUUCAAGGUGUGGAUUCUGUGGAAUUGACUUCAAAGUCAGAGAUUCCAGUCACAGAUCCUAAGCAAUUGACUCUCAAGCUACAGUCCCCAGUUGAUUUUCUCCAGGGCUCCAUACCACUAUACAUUUCAGAGUCUGGUAGAAUGACAGUUAAUCUGAAACAAGGCCUUCAUGCCUCUAAAGCACGGGAGAUUCUGAGAACAAUGGUAAGAGACUUGAAUGGGAGCAUACUCCUUCAAAAAUCUUUUACUUUCCGAAUAUCUAGCAAAUUUCCCAAUACAGCACAAUCUUCAACUCUUCCCAGGGUUCUAGCUGGGCAGCCCUCACAUUCCUUACACCAGUGGAGGCUGAGUCCUCAAAGCCUAUUCCAGGCUCCUAUAUUCUCAUUUCGGAGAUCAGAUCAGAGUUUCAACCAAGAAGGAUUAAGGACCCCAAUAGCUCUGAAAUGGCCUGUCUCAGGAAGGCAAGUAAAGGCCCGGAAGCAGCGAAUUUCAAAGGGAAGAGUGACAAGGAGAAAAUCAUCCUCUACUUCCAUGUUAAGGAAGAACCUGUGGGCUAAGAUGCAGCAAGCACAUCACGUCCAGGCAGAUCAAAACCAAAGACCAUCUCAAGUUGCCUCUCCACAUGCCCCAAAUCAACAUUUUAGUCCAUCAAGACAAACAAUGGUUUCUGAGGGCUGGCAAGAGAAGAUUAUGGGUACCCCUCCUGGGACUUCACUUUCUAACGAUAUUCAGAAAGAUACCCUAUGCCAACUUUGUAGGAAGAACCUGUCUUUCAAUGAUCAUACCCUAUGCCAACUCUGUAGGAAGAAGCUACCUUUCAAUGAACAGCUAGAGAAUUUCAAGUCCACAUCUCAGGACUAUCCUAACUUGACCACAAAAGGAGCCCAGGACAGCAAUAAACCUGUGGAGAGAAGGAAGGAAAUGGAACAAAUAUCCUCAGACAUAAGGGUGCUGCCUCAGAGUACGAGUCCACAACUGCCUUCCUCCCACAAGAUACCUAGUACUGAGAACACAGCUUCAGUGGAGCAGAAAGAAAAACCAGGUAUCAGCUCACAAGUAAGAACCUCUAAACCUCUGUCAGUAACUCCUCCCCAUGAACAGACCCAGCUACUACAGGAUCUGCAGCUGAAAAUAACACAACAGCUCCUAAAGAAUCAACUGUCUCCCCAUUUCACUCCAUCCCUAACUAAAGGUAUGUUUCUACAAUACCCUAUCUGUCUGCAGUGUGGCAGAUGUUCAGGCCCCAGUUGCCCCCACAAGUUUCAUGAUACUUCUGGACCUUGGCUUCUUAUUUAUCCACAACUUCGCCUUUUUCGUAACUCGGAGGGACAUGGGGAAUUUCGGGUUCAACUUGGUUUUAAAUUGAGAAACCGAACCCAAAUCCCAAAGCAGCAAAGAGAAAUAGGGUCUCUGGUGCCAAUGGGACAUGUAUCAUCACAGCCUGACACAUUAGAUAAGAGGAAGAGUAAGGUCUGUACCUGCCAUGUCACCAAGAAAAAUCUUAUUUUAAGUCCCUACCCUAAAACAAAUUUAGGACACCAACCUUUCCAGACUCUUGAGUCUUCCCAAACCUCUGGCCCUAUUCAAAUUCAUAUUAAAAGAAAUUUACCUAGCAGGCGAGUAGAGGUUACAAAAGCAAAAUGUGAAGAGCCUGACCAUUAUAACUUUAUAAAAAUCCAUUCUUUACUGAAUACUGAUAGCAAAGGUUAUUGGGCUAAGGGAGUCAAACGGAUCCUUAACUCAGAGCAAAUGAAGAGCCCCAAGGAGAUCAGAACCACAACUCAUAAAAUUCAAAGAGUGUCUAGACAGAGUAUCCCCAAGGAUAGAGAGAGACAUUCAGGGAGAAGAACUAUGGAGGUCCAAAAAGAAGCUCCUCCAGGCAGACAUUCUGAGGAGUCCACAGGAUUCAUGCAAUGGCUCUGCCUCGGUAUAAAGAAAGCACUAGGUAUAGCUUGUCCUCCAAAGACUUCAUUGCAACAGAUGCAAGCUCCUUGGGAGAGUCCAUCCAGUCAGCAAGGCUCAGUUUCUUCUGAACAAUCUCAUGUACAACAAGACUCCAAAAAUGUGGGGAAGCAGUGGGUCAAAUCUCUAAAAACAACUUGCCUCACCACUAAAAUGGAGAGGAAGAAGCCAGAGAAGGAUGACAAGAAAAGACAAAGAUUCACACUACUUCCUAGGGUUCCGAAGAAUAUCAAGGUUAACCAAUCUAGAUUAUAUUUUAAAUCCACAUACAAAUCAACAUCAUCGCACAGCUCCACAUCCCCAGUUCCGGAGAGCAACACGAUUUCCCAUUCUAAAUCAUCACACCAGAAAACAUCUCCAGGUCAAGAGAAGAGCGGUGGUGGAGCUCUGAAUUCCAACAAAACUAAAAAUAGCCAGGAGCAUCAAGUUAUUCCAGGAGGACCAAUGUCAAAACAGAAGAUCCAGCAGCAAGAUGCUGGGGGGGAUAGAACAGGUAAAGUGUCUUGGAAAGACACCUACAGUUUGAAAGGCAGGUUCGGUUCCUCGCCCUGAAGCAAAGAAGAUCUGGAGUGCUACCAAGAAAAAUCAAGUACUCAAAUUUUUGCUCUUCUCCAGGCCAAUCUAGGCUUUCCCUUCACUGCCACUCCUUCACCCCAUUUGCAUGAUCCCUAAACACGAGUUUAAGGAAAGAAGGAAAUUACGUGCAGUGUGAGGGGGGAGCAAGAGGGUCUGUAACUUCUCCUGAAUAAAAUGAGAAGUAAAUACGGCCGUGUUGAUCUGUAUGAGUCCCUCCUAAUCCACAAGGACAGCUGGUGGCAGAUCUGCCCUCAGGAACCAGUUGUACGACCUUGGGCAAGUCAUUUAACCGGGUUUGCCUCAGGAAGGAAACGGCAAACCACUCUAGUAACUCUGCCAAGAAAACUCCAAAUGGGGUCAUGAAGAGUCGGACACGAUGGAACAACUAUAAAGCACCAGCCACCACCCACGGUCCUGAGCUCAAGUGCAGAUCUAGAUUCAAAUCUCGACUCUUGUUUCUUAUCUAGAAUCACAUCCUCCUUUUAGUCCUAUUUUCCUAUCUGUUUAAAAGGUGGGGGGGAAUUAAGAAGGGUGAUUGCACUAAGCGGUCUCAAAAGUAUCUUCUGCUUCAUUCUAACAGCCAAGAGCAAUUUAAAACUCUUAAGAACUCUACAUUUAAAAAAAGGGGAAAUAUCAU